AUGAACGAUAAUUUUGGUAUUGGAGCAUUUCUUGUAGUAUUGAUUAUUAUCAUACAAUCAAUUUUAGGUAGUUACUUUUCUCAGAAGAAUGUUAGGUACUUCCAUGAAACAGGAAUUGCUAUAGUCCUUGGGAUGGUUGUGUCUAUUUUUGCUUACUUUGCUUUAGACUACCAAGUCAAGUUAGAAAAAAGAAUCUUUGUAUACAUUUUCCUUCCAGCAAUAGUAUUUGCUGAGGGAUAUUCUUUAAAAAAAAAAAUAUUUUUCAACAACAUGACUUACAUUUUGAUUUAUGGAUUCUUAGGAACAAUUAUUACAUUUAGUUUCCUGGUUGUUUCCAUGAACUUUCUCUGUAACAAUGAUUUGAUAGUAAUUGAAAGAGGGAAUAAAAAUUUAAUUGAUGAUCCUAAUGUAGGUACUGAUCCUAAGCUAAAUUCAAAAGAAAUCAUUUUAUUUAGUGCAGCUUUAAGCUCUAAAGAUUCUUUUUUAGCUUCAACAAUGAUCAACCAUCAUGCAUACCCUACUUUGUUUCAUAUUGUCUUUGGUGAAGGUAUAAUGAACGAUGCGACUUCAUUAAUUCUCUUUGAAAGUUUUGAAUCUCUAAUAGAACAUGAAUCAAAUUUUACUUGGAGUACUGUUCCUAAUGUUUUUAUUGUAUUCUUGAUCAGUCUUACUUUAAGUAUACUAUCUGGGACAUUUUUUGGUAUAUUAUGCACACUCAUUCUGAAGCAUAUGCCAUUUUUAAAUUAAACAGUCAUUCAUGAGAUUUUGAUAAUUUUUAUGUGCAGCUAUUCUGGUUAUUGUAUAAUUGAAUACUUCCAUUUAUCGGGUAUUAUUUCUCUUCUUUUCAGUGGAUUUAUUAUUGGUUACUAUGGGUUCCAUAAUAUGUCUGACAAAGCUAAAAUUUGUGCAAAUGUUACUUUUCAAACUAUAUCUUGUGGUGCUGAAAAUUUUUUAUUUGCUUUUGUUGGUUUCACAACUUUUUCUUUCUAUAAAAAUGCUUGGAGCUUUUCACUAAUUGGUUGGAUAUUACUUAUUUUAGUAGUAAGCAGAUUAUUUUAAGUAUUUGUGAUGAGUGCUAUUUUCAGAUUGUUUUACCGAAAAACACCAUUUUUAGUUAAAUUAAGAGAAUAAGUAGUAAUAUGCUUCACAGGUAUGAGCAGAGGUAUCCUUGGCUUUAUAUUGAUGGACUAAGUAGAAUCAAAAGAAUACAAAGAUCUGCUAAAUAGUACUAUGAUAGGAGUACUCAUUAUAACAACGUUGCUAUUUGGUUUAAUUAAUCCAAAGCUUAUUGAUUGUGUGUUACCUCCUCCAAAACAUCAUGAAAAUGAGAGUCACGUUGAUCAUGAACAUAAACAUGCGUUAGAAUCUAAUUAAAAGAAAGAAACUCAAAAUCAAAAUGAAAAUUAAUAAAUAAUAGAAGUUUAUAAAUUAAGUAGUGCUUAGACUGAAAAACCUCUACCGAUAAAAUGUGAAGAUAUUUAGAUGCGCAAGAUUUAAACAGAAAAAGUAAACAUAUUAACAGAAAAUAUUUAUAAUAAUCUACAAACAGAAGAAAAUAUUUUAGAUACAGAUUACUUCAUAUUAAAGAAGUAAAAGAUAGAAAUUUUGUUAAGCAAUUAAUAUAAUUAAUAUUAUGAAAAGUUAUUUAUAUCUAAAAUAUACUUCAAUUUUAGUAGAAUUAACGAGAAAUAUUUAAAACCUUUCUUGAUUAGAGACUAUAAAUCUAAAUUAGAUGAAUUUAUUAUAUCUAAUAGAUUGUUUAAAGAAGAUAGAAUUUAGUUAACCAGACCUGUGGGUUAGAAUAAAAACUAAGUAUUUAUAUAAAACAGUUUAAAAAAGUUAAAAACUGCAAUAAAAAUGGCUGAAUCAUAAAGAUAUUCAAUCGAAAGUAAAAGAAGCUCUUAAAUUAAUCACCAACCUGAGCUAUUAAAUUUAAAAGAUAGAGAAUAGCUGUACACAGAUAUUCAAAUUAAUUAGCAUUAAGUCAAUACUGAACCUUAAGAAAAUAAUAACAAAGAAUAAUAGUACAUGUAUACCUAAUAUUCAAAUGAUGAGAAAUAGAAUUUAAAUUUAUAAUAGGAUAUAUUUAAUAAAUAAUUAAAAAAAUAAUGA
Molecule: messenger RNA, 2112 nt
Organism: Tetrahymena thermophila SB210
Lineage: Eukaryota; Ciliophora; Oligohymenophorea; Hymenostomatida; Tetrahymenidae
Product: transporter/monovalent cation:proton antiporter-1 (CPA1) family protein
Exons: 3
Biological process (GO): sodium ion transport; regulation of pH; proton transmembrane transport
Cellular component (GO): membrane
Molecular function (GO): sodium:proton antiporter activity
Source: RefSeq, a predicted model, not a curated record